Molecule: messenger RNA, 906 nt
Organism: Spodoptera exigua (beet armyworm)
Lineage: Eukaryota; Metazoa; Arthropoda; Insecta; Lepidoptera; Noctuidae
Source: the annotation of a GenBank genome assembly
AUUGAGAUAAGGCCGUGUUUUGAUUAUAUCAGCGUGUUAUUAAAUUGGCAAAUACUACAGUCUUGUUUUUGCGUUCAAAUACUCAAUACAUUUGAGUUGUAGUUUUGUUGUGGAGAACACAUAAUUUGCGUUUUAUAAAUAUGCCCUUCGAGAGACCAGCGAGUUUACCAAUCGGACAGGUCUGGAGCAGAUUUAAAGGAAGAGAAAGAGAUGGAAAACCAGCACACAUGUACCAAAUACGAGACAUGGAUGAGAGCACAAGAAAAAUUUGCUUAGACAUGAUGCAGGAAACAUUCAUUAGGGACGAACCACUUUGUCAAAUAUUAGGUAUAAACAACGACCCGGUUUCCAUAGCAACCAUCAGAGCGAAUUGGGAGAAGUACGUUUCUGGGAACACAAGCCUAGCUUGUUUCACGGAGGUGGAUGGACAGCCUAAGGACCUGGUCGGCUUCAACAUCGUCCUGGUGAAGAGUAAGGAUGAUGAGGAAGAGGAUUUUGAUAAGGUUCAAGGAGAAGCCUGGAAGAAGCUACUCCGGACUCUGAUCACAGCUGAGGAGUCGUUCGACGUGUUCCAGCACUACCAGGUGGAUAAAUACCUGACUUCCAGCGGACUGACCGUUUUACCUGAACAUAGGGGACAGAAUAUUGGUGCUAAGCUGUUUGAAGCUAGGGUGCCUCUAGGCAAAGCCCUAGGCAUAGAAGCUACAGCAACAGUCUUCACAGCAACGGCCUCCCAAGUGCUAGCAGCCAAAUGUGGCUACGAGGUCCUGGCAGAACUCGACUAUGCAGAAAUGAAGAAAUAUGGCAUCGACCUGAGCGGAUGCCCUACCCCAUCCGCUAAACUAAUGGGGUAUAAGUUUAAAUAGAAUUAUAUUAUUUGUAUAUUUUAAUAGUUAAUGGUUUUUU